GUAUUCAUAAAAGCUUAUGCUUAGUUUACCAAUCCGGUUCCUUUCUUUGGAAAAAAUAUGUUUAAAACAUGUGUUACAUUUCAGUUUGUUAUCCGUGUGAGCAUUGACUGUUAGCCUCUUUACAGGGUAAUGGACGAAUCCUCAAGGUGGUUGGCAGCAAAGAAGAAAUACAGUAUCAUAGAACGGAAUUUGAAGAAGGCUAGCCAUAUGAAUCAUAGGGACGCAGGCCAUAUCAUAACGCUGUUCAGAGAAAAAGUAAAAGAACCAAACGUUCCUGAUCAAAACCCUCUCUUAUCGUCAGACACUCACCGGGAUCCAAAUGAACACAGUCAGGGUGUUUCAAAAACUGAGGGAAUAGACGAAUUCCUGCAAAUAUUCAAAGACAGACAAAUACUCACUUUAUCAGCAAUUCUGUGUUUUAUAUGGGUGACAGAUAGUUUAACAUACCACGGACUUAGUCUCAACGCCACACAGUUCCACAGUAACAAAUACAUCGCCUUUGGUCUGAGUGCUGUCACAGAAGUGUUUGCUGCUGUCGCCUUCUGGCUCACAGUCGACAGAUUCGGAAGGAGGAAAACAUGUUUGGCCUGUCAUCUGAUAGCAGCCGUGUCGCUGAUAACAUCGGUCAUAUUCAACCAUUUCACGGAUGUUGUACCAACCCUCAGUGUGGCUGUCAGUACAUUGUCGCUGAUUGGAAAAUUUGGAGCUGCGACCUCAUUUAAUGUGCUGUAUCUGUAUACUCCAGAAAUAUUUCCAACUACAAUACGGAAUGUUGGGUUUGGUCUUGGAUCCCUCGCAGGAAGAGUAGGUGGACUAUUUGCUCCAUUUUCCAGGAUGCUGUACCGCAAAUAUCCCUGGGCACCUGGCACUGUGUUCGGCUCAUUGUGCAUCGUGGUGGCUAUCCUAGUUCGAUUUCUGCCAGAAACGAACAAACACGAACUGCCUCAGACAGUUCCUGAAAUGAAGCAGUGGCUGAACCAGCAAAGGGAAUCACAGAAGAAGAAACAGAAGAAGAGCAGCAUCACAGAAAAUGGUGCUGAUAUAUUUGUUUGUAGUGAUAAUGAAAAUAAUUAA
Messenger RNA from Haliotis rubra (blacklip abalone), 1074 nucleotides. Its product is annotated as solute carrier family 22 member 5-like. The record is from RefSeq and is a predicted model, not a curated record. The coding region runs from base 130 to 1074 and encodes 314 amino acids. Gene Ontology annotation, molecular function: transmembrane transporter activity. Gene Ontology annotation, biological process: transmembrane transport. NCBI's taxonomy places the organism in Eukaryota, Metazoa, Mollusca, Gastropoda, Lepetellida, Haliotidae. The transcript has 6 exons.